Messenger RNA from Eufriesea mexicana, 4272 nucleotides. Its product is annotated as UHRF1-binding protein 1-like. The transcript is spliced from 18 exons. The coding region runs from base 1 to 4272 and encodes 1423 amino acids. The record is from RefSeq and is a predicted model, not a curated record. NCBI's taxonomy places the organism in Eukaryota, Metazoa, Arthropoda, Insecta, Hymenoptera, Apidae.
AUGGUGUCAAUAAUAAAAAAGCAACUGUUGAAACAUUUAUCAAGGUUUACCAAGAAUUUAUCUGCAGAUAAAAUAAAUUUAAGUACAUUUAAAGGAGAAGGUGAACUAACAAACUUAGAACUUGAUGAAACAGUUUUGACUGACUUAUUAGAAUUGCCAUCAUGGCUUAGAUUAACAAAUGCUUGGUGCAAUAAAGUUUCAUUUCGUAUACAAUGGACCAAGUUAAGAAGUGUUCCUAUUUUUUUGAGUUUGGAUGAAGUUCAUAUAGAAGUAGAAACAUGUGAAGAUUUAAGAGAUCUAUCUUCUUCGCAAGGACUAUCUUCAUAUACUGGUCCUGCAAAAUAUUCUUUCAUACAUAAAGUAAUUGAUGGUAUAACAGUGAAUGUUAAUACUGUAUCUGUCACAUUCAAAAGUCCUGCAUUUAUUGCUUCAGUUCAGAUGAAUCGUAUUAUUGUGGAGUCAAAGUCUGCAACGUGGCAACAGUGUGAUCUAAGAACUACUAGAGUAAAAGAUCCUGAUCGUGGACAGUUACUUAUUUUUAAAGAAUUAGAAUGGCAAACGGUUAGAAUAGAAGCACAAAGUACUAAGGAUAAAAAUCUUACGCCGUUACGUUUACUUACAAAUCAAGCAAGGUGUAGAAUUACCAUCAAAAAAAGAAUAUCAGAUUGUUUUGUUAUGGGAUCAAGACUGAUUCUUAUAUUAGAUGAUCUCUUGUGGGUUUUGACAGAUUCACAGUUGAAGGCAGCACUUCAUUUUAUUGACUCUUUAGGUGGUCUGAUAGAAAAAGCUACAAUUUUAGAACGUAAAACUAAAGCAGCUAGAAAAUUAGAGGUAUUGCCAGAGUAUCAAGCACAAAUAUCUCAGCAAUCAAGAACAAAAAAUCAGUAUAAUACUGUUAUCUCUAAAAUCUUUACAAGACAUGAUGUUGUGGAAACAUCAUAUCAUUUUGUUUGUCAAAGGAUUGAUUUGCAUUUAUGUGAUGAUGCUGGUAAUGGUAGAUCAUCUCAUCCUGACCUAAAAGAUGGUGGUGCACUACAAAUUUCAUUAGUUAGAUUUCAAAUUGAUUAUUAUCCAUAUCACUUAGCAAUGGCUGAUAGAAAGCAUUGGCUUAAGUAUAGAGAGAAUGCUACUCCUCACAGCCAAUGGUUACAGCAGUCCUUAAGUUCUUUUCGAAGUCAGUUCAUGGAUCUUAUUGAUUCUGGUAGAACACAGCAUUCUCCUUUAACUAGAAGUCAAGGAAAUGUUACAGUCAAUAAUACAAAAAGUUUAGGAGAAAAUUUGGAAAAAGGUAAUCAAUCUCAAAAUGUAAAUACAACUACUCAUGAGCAAAAAAAAUCGCAACAUCCUAGUGGCAAUCCAGUGAAAAAUUAUAUUUUGGAACAACUUGCUAAAUUAAUGACAACAUGCAUCAUAAUAAGGAUUGAUGAUUUUACCUUGUACAAAGUAACAACAACAUCUCGUAAUCCUGUACCAAAAGAAUUUGUUACAGCUCAAACAAGGAAGAAACACGCAUCAGGUGACAGAGAUAAAUUUUGUCUCCCAGAAGAUGUUACAAUUGUUCAUGCUGAAUUUACAUACUAUUAUUAUCCUGGAGAUAUUACAUUUCCAUUGCCACCGCCAAAAUUUUAUGUACAACUAAAUCCCAUCCAAGUAAAUUUUGACAUCUGUUCCUGUUUAUGGUUUAAUUCUUUUGUAUUAAAUUUAUAUCGUUCUCUGAUGAAUAAAGAUAAACAAGCAACAUAUACUUCCACUACUUUAAUGUACUUUGAUGUGAAAAUUGAAGCUAUACUUCCAAGGAUAGUUUUCGAAAGUCAACAAGAUUAUCCUAAUCAAAAGGAUAGGCCAAAGUCUUUACAUAUUCAGACUUCAAGAGCAUCAAUAACAAAUGUUCGAUCCACAGAAAGAUCUUCAAGAGCAGAUUUAGCACAGUGUGUAAAUGCUUUUCAAAUGGGUCAGAUGUUCUUCGGUACGGAAUUUCCAAACAGAUCGACUGAUUUUCAUGUCUUAUCAGACAAAUUUUUGGCUCAUUGUGGAGGAACUGAUAAUAUUCGUUAUCCACCACCUAAUUUUAGUAGUAAUUCCGUAAAUGAAUUAGUUCGUCAAUUACAUCGGGAACUUUUAUGGACUGAAGCGAAAGAUGUAUGGUGUUGUAAUCUAGAACCUGUUUGGGGAGAUUUCCUCGGUGCUCGUGCUGUCGGGCAAAAUCGUCCUGUACCGUUUCUGGAUGCUUUUCCGUUAACUUUAUGGUGCUAUAUGUCUAUGAAUUCAUUAGAAAAAGAUUCAUUGGGGCAAAAAUGUACUGCUGACAUUCAUGGUCUCGCGUACAUAAGUAAUUUAGUUAGUGUCCAAAUAAAUCAUUAUCAAUAUUUGUUCUUGUUGAGACUGUCGGAAGUUCUAUCAGAAAUGGCAACGUAUCUAACUAUCGACUCUAAUAAAAUAUUAAAGGUCGAUUCUGACAGCUCACUCGUUAUUGGUGCACUAAUACCGCAAGUAGAAGUAACAUUUGUUAUGCCAUCACACACUCCUGGUAAAGAAAAUUCUGGAGGUGAUUUGGAAUCUGUUAUGCCAGAUUCAUCUAGCAUUGCAGAUGACAUUGCAGGUACAUCUAUUCCAUGGCAAAACACAGAACAAGUUGAGAGUAACACUAAAAAGAGUAAUAUAAAUUAUGUAAUUGUUACACCUCAAAGUGACAUAUCAUCGAUGAUGUCAAUGGAUUUUGCACAUCCUAUCAAUACUGCUCAAACUGUCACCUUUAAACAAAAUGGUACAAAUAAACCAGAUCUACAAAUAAGGAAUGUGACACAUGAUAAACAAUGCAUUGGUAUAGAAGAAGAGAAAGUACUACCUAUUUCACGAUAUUCUAUUGAUACUAUGCAUAAACACAGUAAAGGAGAUUCAUCUUCAAUUACACCAUUUAUUCCUAAUAAUUUCAAUGUUGGUCUUUCUUCUAUGAAAAAAGGAUUGAGUAAUUUAAUGACAUCUAUUGAUUCAGCUUUGAAAGCUUCACCAGAAGAUGGUAGUAGUGAUACUGUGUCUAUAAGGAGCGAUGUUAGUUCUGAUAGUGAAAACUACAUUUUAGUUAAUCUUCAAGAUCAGGAAAAAUUGGAUACAAUGUUUUCUGUUGAUAACUCAAUCAGAAUAACAGCAGUAGAAGAAGCAAGUGAAGUAGUUGAAGAAAUUCCUGAUACCCAAAGUGAAAAAUCCAUGGAUAGUGUUUGCAAACGGAAGGAUAUUGUAUCUAUGGUUACAUUCAAAUUAUCUAAAGUUGAAUUUAUUCAACAAUCUUCUGGAUAUGCAUCUUCAAUCAAAGUUCAAAUUUUUAAUAUUGGUAAUGAUGAAUGUUCAUCUAUUCCAUGGGAUGAAUUUCAGGUCAAGAGAAAGACAAAAUUCAGUGCACGAUCUCGAGGUUGGGUAGAAUUACUUUCUGAUUCUAACAGUAGAUCAUGUAUUAAAUUACGUUUGGAUCACGAUUUGAAGUGCCAGUCAGAUUCUUGGAAACUGUCUCAAGCAAGUCGAAUUAUAAGAAAUAAAAAUAUGCAUUUAUCACGGAAUCAAAAUCAUAAUAAUUUAGUUGAACAAGAAUUAGACGUCUCCAGUAUUGAUGUACAUAAUAAACAAAGUGUUUUAAAUUUAUUUGAAGACAAAUUAGAAGUUAAAGUUACUAAUAUAUCAAUGGCCUUGUCUAUGAGUUCAAUAAGUGGGCUUACAGACUUAACUGAAGAUGAAAUUAUUCCUAGGCCAAUACCACUGCAGAUAUACUUGGAGAAUAUAUCAUUGCGUUUAAAUGAAGAUCGUCCUCCGAAUAAUAUAACUUCGCCAGGACCAAUUCCUAUAGAUCUAAAUAUUACAAAACUUAAAAUAGUACGAGAUUUCAAUGGAGUUUUUCACAUUGAACCAGUUGUAAAUUUGUUGAGCAAGAGUAAUUCCCUUGUGACACUCACAAAUAGUGAUACUCAUAUAGCUCAAAAUACCAAUCAUGGAAUGGAAUUAAACAUUUUGAAACAGUCUAAUAAACAGUUAGAGUUAGAUAAUGAACAACUUCGACAUCGUCUCAAUGCUUUGGAAAAAUUAUCAGAAGAAAAUACAAAAUUAAUACGUAUAAAAGAAGAAUCUGACGUAAUAAAAUGUCAUUUAAGUGCAGCGCAAGAAGACAUACAAUUGCUUCUGAAAGAAAAAAAAGCCUUGCAAGAAACAAUAACAGAGCUUCAAAAUCGAAUAAUUGGAAGUGGCCCAGGCAGUGGAACUCGUGCAUCUUGGUCAUCAAAGAGAUAG